GAUUAAAAAUUGAAGCGAUCCGAGAAAGUGUUGGCGGACAUCGCCAUAUUAUUCGCAGAUCAGAAAUCAGAAAGCCCUAAAUUGAGCAAAAAUCAGUUCAACGGAACAAUCUCGAAGAAGGAGACGACACCAGGUGGUUCCAAUGCCAAAAAAUUAGGGCAAAACAGAGAUUAUUAAUGGAACAGAGGAAAAGAAAAAAAAAAAAAAAAAAAAAAAAAAAAGAAGAGUAGGAGAACGAAGGAGUCGCCUCCAAGCAAGAUUACUCGGAAUCGAAGCUGUAGAAAUGGCGGAGAGUGACAUAAGCGCAGCCGAGUGCGAGAGGAUCUUCAAGCGAUUCGACGCGAACGGCGACGGGAUGAUAUCGGCGGCGGAGCUGGUCGAUGCGUUGAACGGAUUGGGAGUGAACGCGGAGGAGGCGAAGAGGAUGAUGGACGCGAUUGACAAAGACGGCGAUGGGUUCAUAACGUUGGAAGAGUUCGCGGAUUUCGCGAAGGAUAAUCGCGCGUUGAUGAAAGAUUUUGCGAAGGCGUUUUAAUUUCCUUUUUUGUUUUGAUCUGAUAAAUGAGACGAUGAAGAAGAAAAUAUGAAUAUGGCUUCAACCAAGGAGGCUUAUUCUUCCUGUUCUUCGUGUUGUGUUUGUACCACAUAAUAUAUAUAAAAA
Molecule: messenger RNA, 661 nt
Organism: Cucurbita moschata (crookneck pumpkin)
Lineage: Eukaryota; Viridiplantae; Streptophyta; Magnoliopsida; Cucurbitales; Cucurbitaceae
Product: probable calcium-binding protein CML28
Exons: 1
Coding region: 284-535 (83 amino acids)
Molecular function (GO): calcium ion binding
Source: RefSeq, a predicted model, not a curated record